AUGUUUACCGCCCUCCGUGUGUUCAACCUCCUCGUGUUAGAGGAAGGUGAAGAGUACCUUACGGAUUGCCCGUCCUCUCUCACCUACUCUCAUCCCUAUGCAGUUCACUUGUCCGCGGUCGAGGCGACCACCUGCCCCGCACCCGAGUCAGUUGGUGAGGAUGCCUCGACGGGGAUUCCGUCGUUUCGGCAGGAAGUGCUCCAGCGUCUUCUUCAGCAGACACUCCAGCACAGUCCGCCUGAGCGAGGUCGCUUGCGAGUCUGCAGCAAGUCGUUGAUCUUUGACUCCCACCAUCCCUCUGCAGACAUCAUUAAGCUUCCCUUCAAACGAAUACUUUUCCUUCAUCCCCUGCCUACUUCGACCCACAAUACCAACGAAGGUUCCUCGUCUUUUCCGGCCCCGUCAGCGGGCCGAGCGGGUGGGGGGGGCGGGCCGCGUUCCUCGGAGGGAUGGAAUUCUACGACGCUGUUGAUUGCCGCGAGUGAAAUCACGCGUGUACCCAUUCAGCUUUUCAACGGCAAAACCCGCUGCGUCCGACCCUUCACAUCUGACUGUGCGUCGUCUUCGCCUGCUCCUUCGGAGCUCGACGUGCAGCGCAUGCGCAGCUGCGACGGCGGCGCCGCGUUCACUUCUUCCCCUGCUUCUGGGAACACUCCUGGAAGGUCGCUGUCAAACCUUUCCUCUGGCACCCUCACAUCGUCUCUGUUUUCCUCCGGAGCCUCGACAGUCCGGAGCUCCUGGUGGCCAGGCUCGGGAGCGGAGAAUGUGGCCGGCACUCCGGUGAACGUACAGCCCGGCGCGAAGGGAGUGCCAGCGUCUCAGUCUCCCUCUGUGUUUCUAUUCCUCCUCACAUUCGAAAGUCCUCGCGUCUCGCCCCUGGGGUCGACGCCUUCCGUCUAUUCUGCUCAAAGUUCCAGCGCCAAGCCACGGGGAGCCGCGUCGCUGACGGCUCUCAUCGACGGUCUCUGGCGCGCGAACAACGGGAAACCUCUCAUUCCCCACAUUCACCGGCCAAGGUGUGUCCAGCGACAGGUUCCUUCUUGGAGGCGAGGAAGGCCAGAAAACGCUCAAAGUCUUACGCGGAGCGGAGAGAGCAAUGCUGGGAUCGGCGGGAGCCUCGCAGGUCCUGGAGGUGACAGCCUCGACACUCCCGCGGGGGUCAUUGUAGAUACAGAGGACUACGCGAGUGAACAAUUGCAUGCGUUAACGCAGCAUCUGACCUUCAGUUUGGCUGAACUCGACCACCGAGAGCAACUUCUCCUUCCUUCCAAUAGAGGGUACUGGGUCCGGCGCAUUAGGCCUCUGAUUCACCACCGCGGCCUUCUCCUGCUAACGUCGGCGGCAGUGUAUUUUCAGCCACAUCCAAAUUUCACAAACAGCAGCACGAAAGCGUAUCCGCUGCAGUCCCUGCUUCACUGUUUCCGCCGCAUUCAGUGUCUACGGCCGAACGCUCUGGAAUUGGUCCUCUAUUCUGGUCAAGACGCGCCGUCCGCUUCGUUUGCGCGACGGGGGUUCUCCUGUUUCUCUACCGACGUGGACGCUGGAGGGACUCGCAUGCAGCGACGCGGCCAGGACUUCACAGAGUUCACAGGUUCCGGAGAUGCAGAUGCAAAUGCUGACCGUUGGGCGGGGAAGCGCAAGACCAAGCGGCCGUUCAAACUCGUGCUGCUCGAGUUCGAGAACGAGGACGAAAGAGAAAUCGUCGCCAGGGCUCUGCAAAAACAGAAACCGGAGGCCUUUCUGGUUCAGUCCUCCGUACACUACGUGGAGUGCAUGAAACAGCUUUGGGUGGACGGCCGCCUUUCGACCUACCAUUACUUGGAUUUCUUGAACUGCAUCGCGGGAAGAAGCAAAUCUGACUAUAGUGCGUAUCCUGUUUUCCCUUGGACAAUUAUGCGCUUUCUUCCGACAGACACUUCUAUCCCUGUUGAAGACGAGGCCAUGCGCGAUUUGUCCAAACCGGUGGGGGCGCUCGAGCCUCAGCGCCUGCAGGCACUCCUCAAGAGAAUGAAAGAAAUUCAGGUGGUGGACUACGGGGCGACUGGUCCGCUUCGUGACGUGGACGAUGCGUGCGAGGACAGCCAUGGGUCGCACUGCGAAGAGGCGAAAGAUCGGAACGCAAAUUCGUACUUGUACGGCAGCCACUACAGCACUCCAGCCUUCACCGUUCACUGGCUUGUGCGGCUUGUGCCUGAGUGCCAACUGCGUCUCCACGGCGGCCGCUUCGAUUCCCAGCAGCGGAUGUUCAACAGCAUGCAGAGCGCAUGCAAAGGCGCUCUGACGGGUCAGUCGACUUUUGUCGAGUUGAUUCCGGAGUUCUACGAGUUCGAUCCGUCUUUCCUCGUCAAUCGUCUGUCGGUGUUUCUCUCGCCUCUUCCGUCUGCGCUGCCCCUGUUUCCUUCUUCUCCCCACAUUCUCCCGCCGCCUUCGCAGCAGCCGCCCGUGGCUCUCACCGACGUCCUUCUCCCUCCCUGGCCUGCGCCGGCUCAGACGCAUGCAACGACUUCCACAGACUCGUUUUCGCACUCCGCAGAUCACUCGUCCCUGUCUCACAGAAGAGAGAGAGCAGAGACAGAAGAAGGGAUGCGAGGAGACAGGGGCGAGAGCGAGCCUGCAUCCUCUCUUCAGCACAGUCACGCGAGAGAAGAAAAGCGAACGGAGUUGGGAACUCAGAGAGCCGAGCGCGGAGACGCCGCCUCCUUUCUUCUGCACUUGCGCCAAGCUCUCGAGGGGACAUGGACCAGCAAGCACGUGCACAACUGGAUCGACCUUAUAUUCGGAUACAAACAGACCGGAGAACCAGCGCGUCUGGCGCACAACGUCUUCCACCCUCUAACCUAUGCGAACGCAGCGGCGGCGGCGGCGACGGGGAGCUGUUGUCCCCUGGGGGCUCAACGCCCCUGCCUCUCUCCGGCAAUCGCCGCCACACUCGAGCAACUUCAGCCGAGUGCCCUGCAUGUUCAACUCCAAGAAUUUGGACAAACGCCCAUUCAGCUGUUCGACAGACCGCAUCCAAUGAGACUGGCAUGUCCUCCCUUCGAUGCAUGCGCGUGGAAAGAAGCGUGUGGACACUUGACGCACAGUGGAAGGGCGUCUCCGUCGUCUUCUCCGCGGGCGCUUGCCGCAGCGACUUGUGCUCGCUCGACAGCGUCUCUCUCGCUCCUCGCUGGUUCCAGUUCUUCGCGCAGCACAAGCAUGUGGGGAGACAUGCCUUGGUUUGUUUUCAUGCACCACAACCGACAUCUCCUGAAAGGCCUUCUUGAAGCCCCCGCAGUCGAGCGCUCGCUCUCCCAGGGGGUACCCCUGUCGCGUCUGUGGCACCUCGCAGGCCAGCACCGGCCUUCAUUGCCGGCGCUCGCCGAGGAGCCCGGUCUCUCUCGGUUUGCCUCGAAGUCGAGAGACGCGUUUCUCUCUCAGGGUCCCAGGCCUCGGGAGGCGGCGUCGGAAGCGAACUGUGAGACGGCGGCUAAAAGCGAGCUAAGAGUCGCCCAGAACGGAGAUGGCUGCCGACAGCGGUCGCUCGGCGACGCUCACGAGCGCCAGUAUUCGAACGCGUUUCCUCGACAUCCCGCCACCAGUGGCCUCAACACAACCUCUCAGCAAAGAUCCGCCGCCGGCUCUUCCUACCCUGCCGCUGGCCAGUCGAACAGAGAAGCCAAAGGGUGUCGUGAACCGGAGACCGUCGGGCCGGUGUCGCCCCACGUCUCGAGUGCGGGGCCUGUCUCCGGGCCUGUCUACCGCGAGAGGGAGACAGCCACGGCUGUUUCUUCGAGCCUCGCGCAGCAGCUGGGACCUUCGUUCGCGGCCGCGAAGCCUCUGGGUCUGGCGCAGAGCUCGCAGUCGCCGUGGGCCGUGUGGCUGCCGACGCGUGAGACAGAGAGAAGAAGAGUUUGUCUCUCUAAGUGCCCGGCACGGGCCUCGCUCACGGGUCUCGCGCUCUGGGGCGAGACGGCCUGUUGCAUCGGCCAUGACGGCAGCGUCAUGUGCUUCCAGUUGAAGGACGCGCUGCAUCGAGGUGGACGAGAAGAAGGCGCUGAAACAGAGACAGCAGACGCCUCAGGGACAGAAAAGGAGACUGGAAACGGGGAUUCAGAGAUGGCGACGGUGGACACUCAGAAAGGAGCUGAAGAGGCGCGAAGCGGCCGCGAAGCGAGUGGAAAUUGGAAGGAGGCGGGAGAGUUUGAAAGAACGGAGAAAGAUGAAGAAGGCAGAAUCGACGGCGGGUCUUUGCGGUCUCUAGCCGUGUACCGCGUAGCCUCUGUGCCGCUCUGCAGCGCGACGUUUGUCGGCAGCAGCGGCGUCAUCGCGGUCGGCGCGUUCGACGGAAGCAUCGCGCUGCAUGGGAUCCACACGCCGCAGGUCGACUACUUUUUCGGCGAGUCUGCGUGCGACUUGGAAGAGUCGAAGAUGCCGUCUUCCGGGGAUUUUCCUGGAGAGAGAACAGCAGCCGCUCUGGGCCUGUCACGAUCGACGUCGUCUCCGCUUGACGCUUCACCACCGUCGAAUCUCGCGCUCUCGCGGCCCCUGAGUCGGCAACUCUGUCACGCCGACAGCGUCAUCGCUCUCUGCUACAACUCUUUCCUGCGUGUGUUGAUCUCUUCCUCGUCAGACGCCACCGUUCGCGUCUGGGAUGUCUCCGCGUUGGCGACACCAUGCCAGCACCCGUCCAAGUCGCUGCUGCUUCUCCAGCAGGUGCUCGACGACCACGAAGGCGAGGUGACUGCAGUGGCAUCGAAUCGUCACCUCGUCCUCACAGGCAGCGAGGAGGGCCUGCUGCUGCUCUUUGACUUGCGGCUUCCUUCUCAGCGUUCAGGAGCUGUCUGGGGUGCCCAUGCGGCGGGUCGGGCGCCGAUCAACUCGUGCGAAAUCUCCGACUUCUCGGCUGCAGCGGUCCUCGAUCCUGCGUUCCUCGCCGACCAACCUUUGGCGUCUAGUCGCGAACUCGGCGCCUUGGCGGCCUCGAACGGAGAUGACUCCGAGGCGGUCUUGGGUCGGUCAGUCUACUCGCCUUACGCCUUCUCGCCGUACUUUGGCGCUGCGUGUUCUUCGCGAGACGCCUCGCUCGACAGCUGCGUCCUGCUGCCGUCUUCGUUCUUCCCCGUUCAACGCUGGGACUUCCGACAAGGUGGAACCGAGGCAGUCGCGGCCUUUGCGAAGAAGAGAACCUGCAUGCGCCCAAACGGCGGCUUCGCCCCGAGCUUCAACGGCCUCGCCGACAGCCACCUCCGAGGCGACGGCGACGGAGACGCACACGCCAUGCUCCUGCGGAGAGGGGCGCGGCCUUUCUGUGGAUGCCUCGACCCCACAGUCCAGUACGCUCUUCUGGCGGGAGUGCGGAGACGAGAAAAAGGAGAACGGCGAGAAGAGAGAGGCGGAGAGCAAGGAGACAGGGCCAGCCGGGAGGAGACGGGGAGGUGUGCGGUCAGCAGUGGAACUGAAGGAGAGAGAGAGAGGGGCGGGGGUCGAGGGGGCGGCGUUACAAAGAAGCCGCAGAAGCAGAGACCCUUUGAGGGAUACCUGGGCCUGUACGACUUGAGAAACCGGAACGAAGAAGUGACGUGGAGGCUCCAGCACAUCGAGGAACCUGCGUUCAUUGCCACAGCGCCAAGCAGCGCAGAACUCUCCGUGAUGGGAGUUGACUUCGGAGCCGCAGGGCUCCUCGGCUGCAACUACAUCGCCGUCGGAGACUUGCACGGACAUAUCGAACUCCUCGCUGCGGGCGACAGUGUCGGAAAAUUUACGUGGAGAGGAUAGAAAAACGAGAAAGAAGACUGAAGAGAGAGAAAGAGAGGGGGAGAGGAACACCGGGAAAGAGAAGGAACAAGGGAAACGUAGAAAGAAAAGGGGAGAGGAAGAAAGGGCGAGAGGGGGAGGGAAGAGAAGGAGAGAAAAUGAGGUGAGAGGAAGCGAGGAAGAAGGAAUGCUUUUCUUUGACAAUCGAGACCGCGAGAGAGAGAAGAGAGAAACAACGAAAUGAAGAGGCAAGCAGGGAGACAGACGCGGCUGUCCAGCGAGUGGUGACAAGGAGGUUGUUUUGUGUGAGCAUCAGCAGAACAAUCGUCUCGGAAACGUAGCUGUGUCGAAGGGACGCUGUCUGUAGAACCUAACGUUGUUUCAAGAAUGCUGUCGCUCUGUUUUUCGUACUGAGUCUGUCUCUUCCUUACUAUUUUGAUCAUCUCGCGCCUCUAAAAGACGUCAUCUCCUCUUUUUUCCUUGGUUUCCUUCGUGUUCAAAGUGUAUUCUCGACGGAGCGCGCUCCAAGACGAGGUCACUCUCGCAAGCAGCAGCGACGUGAAACGCACGCGUCAUUCUCUAGAGGUUUUUGUCUAAGGACGGAGAUUUAAACACAGGCGUGGGCAUGCGUCCACGGGUGUGAGUGGGCGUGUGUAAAUGUCCGUUUUCACCU
This is a messenger RNA of Toxoplasma gondii ME49, 6406 nucleotides long. Its product is annotated as Beige/BEACH domain-containing protein. Bases 1 to 5754 code for a protein of 1917 amino acids. The transcript is spliced from 8 exons. Gene Ontology annotation, molecular function: protein binding. The record is from RefSeq and is a predicted model, not a curated record. Lineage: Eukaryota; Apicomplexa; Conoidasida; Eucoccidiorida; Sarcocystidae.